AUGUCUCUAGGAAAGAAGCCCUGCAUGUCACAGGAUACCUGCACAGGGGACCUGCUAAAAUCCCUUACCCAUGGUGGAGGUCAUCGUUUGAAUUUAAGAAAAUUCUCUUAUUGUGUUUUGUUGACAGAUCAUUUGGCAAAGGAACCAGUGGAAGACACAGACCCUAGCACUAUAUCCCUUAAUACGUCAGACAAGUAUCCCAUUCAAGACACAGGACUCCCUAAAGAAGAGGAGUGUGAUCCAAUUACUUUGAACUGCCCAGCAAAUUCCGAUGUGCAGCACCAGGGAGAAGAAAAUGGCUUUCGAGACAGUACUGGAGACCCCCUUUCAGAUGUGAGCAAGGAUGCGUCCUGCGCGGAGACCUGUUCCUGUCCCUCCUGUGCGCUCCGAGUCCCCACCAUCAGCGACUUGCUCAACGACCAGGACUUACUAGAUGUGAUCAGGAUAAAGCUGGAUCCCUGUCACCCAACAGUCAAAAACUGGAGGAAUUUUGCGAGCAAGUGGGGCAUGCCCUAUGACGAGCUCUGCUUCCUGGAGCAGCGACCCCAGAGCCCCACCCUGGAGUUCUUGCUCCGGAACAGUCAGAGGACGGUGGGCCAGCUGAUGGAGCUCUGCCGGCUGUACCACCGGGCCGACGUGGAGAAGGUGCUGCGCAGGUGGGUGGACGAGGAGUGGCCCAAGCGGCGGCGUGGAGAGCACCCCAGGAACUUCUAGACCUCGGCUCCUUCUCACUGGCCUCUCGGAUGUUGAAACAAGCGCAGGUUAAGGAGCAAUGUGAAUCUGUUCUAUUUUUCUCUUUUCCCACAUUGUGCUGCAUGUAGGAUCUUAGUUCCCUAACCAGGGAUCAAACCCAUGCUGCCUGCAUUGGGAGCGUGGAGUCUUAACCACUGGACCACUGGGAAAGUCCUGACUGUUCCUUUUCAAGUUUAGGAGAAGGACCCGGAACCAUGGACACUGGUUUUCCCCAGAGCUGGCAGUUUUGUGGAGGGGUCGGGUAUGUUUUUGGUGGUGGAAUUUCCUUUAGUUUUGCACAUCUGUUUUAAUUUAAUAUUUGAAUCUGGAAUUGGGGGAAAUGUGUUGUAAGCUCCUACGGGGACCAGGGCCAAAGCUAUAAUCAGAAUGGAGUCAUGCCAUGAUGAAAAUAAAAGUUCCCCUCCUUUAAAUACAGAAGAUUGAGAUUGGAACUAAGAUGGUUGAUGGCCCCCAAAAGUCAUCAUCCACAAGAUCCCUGAUGAGUAACGACACUCCUACACACAGAGAGCAGUCACCCUUUACCCAGUUACGCUUUUUGUUACAAAGUGAACUUACAGGUUGCUGGCAUUAUGUAGUGAUACACUCCAGGAUACAGGUGCCGCCUUUCUUAUUCAAACUCUGGGCGCUGUCAAAGAGGUCUUUGCUCGAGUAUUUUCAAAAGAAAAUAUUUAUCAAAACAACUAGUUAUUGGGAAGACAAAGUCAGGAAUUAGCAGGGUAAUAAGGACCACGGGAAAGGUAUUGACAAAGAGUUGGCCCUUCCAGUAUCCUUGACUUUUCAAAAGUUAAUUUAGUAUUUAUUUCUACGUCUUUUCUAUCAUGUCAAGUGUUUUGCCCAAGAGAGAAAGCUAAGUUGAGAAAUAAAUAAAAAUCUGGGGAGGGAGGAGGGAUUCAGGAUAGAGGGGACACAAGUAUGCCUGUGGCCGAUUCAUACUGAUACAUGGCAAAGACCAUCACAAUAUUGUACAGUUCAGGUACUGUACAUCACAAUUCAGCCCAUGGGUGAAAGGCAACCCCCUCUAAAACCUACUAUCUCAGCUUAAGACAGAGCCUCAGUAUUACCCAACACAUUAGCCAAGAAAGAGAAAUCUUUAAUGAUGAUAUUGGAAGGGGAGCUGUGCUUUAAAAUCCAAAUUUUAGAGGAUUUUAAACCAAAUGAAAAGAUUAGAUCCAAAGAAUAUCCAGUAGUCUUGUUUGAUUGUUUACUGUGGAAGGUGUGGAGGAUGGAAGGGAAGCCUUGGUUUACUUGACAAUUUCAUAAAAGUGCUAUUUGAUUUUGGCCGUAGGCUUAGAAAAUUAAGAUACUUCAUCCAGUGUGAGAGGAUUCUGUAUAAAUCCCUGACCAAAAGAAGCAAAAAUGAUGACUAACAUUGAUAGGAAUACAAGAAAGAUUAGGAUUAACUCAAAGUUAUUUUCUCAACCACUGACAUUUUUUUCCCCACUGUUUACAGCAGUUUGUUACAGAGGUUGCUGGUAUGUAGUCAUCAAAUGUUAUCUCUAAACUUGCAAAAGUACUGUAGAGACCUACUGAUCACUUCCGACUUAGUGUUAGUCACACCUAGCUCGUUUUGUCAGAUUUAGCAGAUAAAUGCCAAGUUUAUGUACCCAAAGCAGCAGUCAGAAAUAAAAUGUAAGUUUUAAAAACUGGGUUCUUUUGCAACUUGAUGUCCAGUGGGGUGGUUGUUAGGUGUUGAUUGUCUGCUGUAUUCUUGGCACUGUACAGAACAUUUGAUUUUGCACCGUGUUCGGGAUCCCAGGUGGAGCAAUGGUAAAGAAUCUGCCUGCCAGUGCAGGA
This is a messenger RNA of Odocoileus virginianus texanus, 2547 nucleotides long. NCBI's taxonomy places the organism in Eukaryota, Metazoa, Chordata, Mammalia, Artiodactyla, Cervidae. The record is from RefSeq and is a predicted model, not a curated record.